Maylandia zebra (zebra mbuna) is the source of this 2418-nucleotide messenger RNA. RefSeq lists its product as uncharacterized. Lineage: Eukaryota; Metazoa; Chordata; Actinopteri; Cichliformes; Cichlidae. Gene Ontology annotation, biological process: regulation of transcription by RNA polymerase II. Gene Ontology annotation, cellular component: nucleus. Gene Ontology annotation, molecular function: DNA-binding transcription factor activity, RNA polymerase II-specific. The record is from RefSeq and is a predicted model, not a curated record.
AGUAGCAGCUCCCGGCGCGUUUAAACAGCAGAAGGUUCGCUUAAGGAAUAAAGAGUAUAACCAGAGUCAUCAUACGUGUUGUCUUCCAAGGGGAACUUUAGGUUUUAUUUUCAAGCCGGCUAUGGCAAAGAUCGCGUGGCUGUGCUGAGCUUCCUUUCUGCUUCUCCUCUGGUCUCCGGCAGACCGCAUUUCUGUUUCUGAUGCGUGUUUGGAAAGAUAUACGCUCUCGUAGCUCACACAGCUUGUUCUUUCUGCAAGGUAGCCAGUAACAUGCUGGGAGGUCAGAUAGCCCACUGUCUCUACUAGUCCUACUCCAACUACAAAGCCCACGUGUCUCCUUCUCCGCUGGUGGAUCUUUAGGUCGGGUUAUUCUGAGAGGGGAUCCAGAGUGGUGUACUGAAAGUUACGAUUAUAUGAGAUGGAUAAAAUACAGCAUAAUCCACAAUUAAUAACAGAAUCACCAAUCAGUAAUACGCCUUGAUGCAUGCUCAAUUAUCCAGGCGACUGAUGGGAGGAGGAGAGUCUGAUGGAGGAGCAGCUCAGCCACUGCAGUGAGAUCUGUUCUUCAUAAAAGGCAAAAGAAGGAAAAGCAAGCCAAAACCUCUGCACACCGAUGACCUAAAAAUAACCCACCCAAGGCCAACAAGUACAGAUAAACCAGUUGUGAUCCCUGUGGAAAAGACUUUUACCACUAUGAAGCAAGCCAGAAGACACCAGCGCACCGAUAGUGGGGACAGAAGCUUUAGAUGUGAUCGUUGUGGAAAGUCUUUUACUCAUAAUAGCAGCUUAAAAAGACAUCAGCUCAUCCAUGCUGAAGUUAAACCCUUUAGCUGUGAUCGGUGUGGAAAGUCUUUUUCUCAGCAUCACAGUUUAAAAAAACAUCAGCUCAUCCACACUGGAUUUAAACCAUUCAGCUGUGAACAGUGUGGAAAGGCUUUCACUUCCAAAAGUAACUUAAAAGGACAUCAGGUCAUCCACACUGGAGUUAAACCAUUCAGCUGCGACCAGUGUGGAAAGUCUUUCACUUCCAAAAGUAACUUAACAGCACAUCAGCUCAUCCACACUGGAUUUAAACCAUUCAGCUGUGAACAGUGUGGGAAGGCUUUUACUCAGGAUGGAAGCUUAAAAAAACAUCAGCUUAUCCACUCUGGUGUUAAACCAUUUAGCUGUAAUCAGUGUGGAAAGGCUUUUACUCACAAAAGGAACUUUAAAGAACAUCAGUUUAUCCAUGCUGGGGUUAAACCGUUCAGCUGUGAUCAGUGUGGAAAGUCUUUUACUCGCAAAAGUCACUUAAAAGGACAUCAGCUCCUCCAUGCUGGAGUUAAACCUUUUAGGUGUGAUCAGUGUGGAAACUGUUUUACUCACAAAAGUCACUUAAAAGAACAUCAGCUUAUCCAUGCUGGAGUAAAACCUUUUAGGUGUGAUCAGUGUGGAAACUGUUUUACUCACAAAAGUCACUUGAAACAACAUCAGCUCAUCCAUGCUGGAAUUAAACCAUUCAGCUGCAAUCAGUGUGGAAAGGCUUUUAAUCGCAAUAGUCACUUAAAACAACAUCUGCUCAUCCAUGCUGGAGUUAAAGCAUUCACCUGUGAUCAGUGUGGAAAGUCUUUUACUCAUAGAAGUCACUUAAAAGAUCAUCAGCUAAUCCAUGCUGGAGUUAAAUCAUUUGUCUGUGGCCAGUGUGGAAAAUCUUUUACUCAUAUUAGUAAUUUAAGAAAACAUCAACUCAUCCACACUGGAGUUAAAGCUUUUGUCUGUGGCCAGUGUGGAAAAUCUUUUACUCAUAUUAGUAAUUUAAGAAAACAUCAAGUCAUCCACACUGGAGUCAAAUAAUUGUUUUGUGAUCACUGUGGAGGCUUUUACUUAUAUAGACACAUUUAAAAAGCACCAGAUCAUUCACACUGGAAUUAAAGCAUUUGUGGUCAGUGUGGAAAGUCUAGUUUAAUUAUCUAAAAAAAUAAAGAUAUCAACCAUCUUAAAAUUAAAACACUGAAACGUGAAUGGGGUGGAAAGUUUUAUAUCCAUAACACAAACUUGUUCAACUGACAAAGUGUCCCUCUGUAACAAAACUGGCAGACCGUCGUGACAGUACUCUGACAGAGUUCUUUUGGACAGAGUGAGAAACACAGCUGAUCUGAACAAAUCUUCUGUAUGCCUGGUCAAACUUAAAAACUUGAUCAGGCCUGACAGAAUUCAGCUUUAAUCUCCUGUUCAAUGCUACUGCGAGAAAGUCCGUUAUAUCAGUUAAGACCUUCUACAUGCUCUCUGGUGAAAGCGAGUGUGGAUAAACUUUGACAGCAUUGAGCAAGCUAAGUAUUAGAAAGACUUAGGACUAGGUAAAAUGAGCAAGUAAAUGGAAAGAGAUUCACAGAUGUGAUGUUUGCUUUGAGGGUUUGAUGGAGACUGUCAGAUCUUCAC